CCGUAGGUACUUUCCCCCGACCUGUCGGCCGCUCUGGCCUACCGGUCCGCCCCCGCCUUGUUUCCUUCACAGCCAUGCAGCCCUACAUGGUAAACAUCAAGCUGUCGGCCCGGACCCUCACCGGGGCGCUCAACCCGCAGAACCGAGGGGCGGCGGACUGGGGCUGGCAAGGGUUGAUUGCAUAUGGAUGUCAUUCUCUCGUUCUGGUUAUUGAUUCCAAGACUGCCCAGACCCUACAGGUUUUGGAAAGGCACAAAGCUAACGUUGUCAAGGUUAAAUGGGCUAAGGAAAACUACCAUCACAAUAUUGGAUCACCUUAUUCUUUGCGCUUGGCUUCUGCUGAUGCCACUGGAAAGAUCAUUGUUUGGGAUGUUGCUACAGGAGCUGCUCGCUGUGAAAUACAAGAGCACACAAAGCCCAUUCAAGACAUGCAGUGGCUGUGGAACCAGGAUGCCUCUCGAGAUCUUCUCCUUGCAGUUCACCCGCCAAAUUACAUAGUGUUAUGGAAUGCAGAUACUGGCACAAAACUCUGGAAGAAAAGUUAUGCAGAAAACAUCCUUUCUUUUUCGUUUGAUCCCUUUGAUCCUUCAAAUUUGACAUUGCUUACAAGUGAGGGAAUAGUGUUCAUUUCGGACUUCUCUCCUUCCAAGGCUCCUGUCAGUUCAGGGAAAAAGGUUUACAUUUCCAGCCCUCGUUCUAGUCCUGUUCAUAACAAGCUGGUAUCCGCUGCAGGGGCUAAAAAGGCCCUGGACAAAGUAAAAAUUCUCAUCACUAAUGAAAAACCAAGUGCUGAAUCAGUAACACUGAAUGACUGCCUUCAGCUAUCCUACCUGCCUUCCAAGCGAAACUACAUGUUGUUACUCUACCCAAGAGAAAUCUUGAUUCUUGACCUUGAAGUAAACCAGACAGUAGGUGUGAUAGCAAUCGAAAGAACAGGAGUGCCUUUCCUCCAGGUAAUCCCAUGUUUUCAGCGUGAUGGGUUGUUCUGCCUGCAUGAAAAUGGCUGUAUAACUUUGAGAGUUCGCAGAUCUGUUGGUUGUAUAAACAGUACAUUAAAUGAAGAUCCAGAACCUGACCCCAUUCAGGAGCUGGUCUAUGACUUACGAAGUCAGUGUGAUGCCAUCAGAGUUACCAAGACCGUUCGCCCCUUCACUAUGGUGUGCUGUCCUGUGAAUGAAAAUUCUGCAGCUCUCAUAGUCAGUGAUGGUAGAGUAAUGAUAUGGGAGCUGAAGUCCACCAUUUCAGGCCGAAGUCAACGGACUAGUAAUUCAACUGCAUCACCUUUGUACUCGCCGGUCUCAUUCUGUGGAAUACCUGUUGGGGCAUCUCAGAAUAAACUUCCGGACCUGUCACUGGAUAAUAUGAUAGGGCAAGGCACACUUUCUACCGAAGAGCAACAAAAAAGUUACUGUUUGCAAGAAGUACAUUUAAAGUUCCUGCUAACAGGGCUUCUUUCAGGACUCCCUUUGCCUCCGUUUGCUAUCCGCAUGUGCCCACCUCUUACCACAAAAAACUUAAAACAGUAUCAGCCUCUCCUUGCUGUCGGAACAAGCAAUGGCUCGGUCCUGGUGUAUAACCUUACCAGUGGGCUCCUACACAAAGAGUUAAGCAUUCAUUCCUGUGAAGUCAAGGGCAUUGAGUGGACAAGCUUGAGCGGCUUCCUUUCCUUUGCCACAUCGACUCCUAAUAAUCUGGGGCAGGUGAGAAACGAGCUGCAGUUGGUUGAUCUUCCCACAGGUAGAAGCAUUACAUUUCGUGGCGAACGAGGCAGUGAUGAACCAGCCAUUGAAAUGAUAAAGGUGUCUCACUUGAAACAGUAUUUGGCAGUAGUAUUUAAAGACAAACCUCUGGAAUUAUGGGAUAUCAGGACUUGUACUCUUCUCAGAGAAAUGUCAAAGAACUUCCCUACAAUUACUGCUUUGGAAUGGUCACCUUCUCACAACUUGAAGAGCUUAAGAAAAAAGCAGCUUGCAGCCCGCGAAGCUAUGGCCCGGCAAACAGUGGUAUCAGAUACAGAACAGAGCAGUUUGGAGUCAUCUGUGAUCAGUUUAUUGCAGGAAGCUGAGAGUAAAUCGGAGCUGAGCCAGAACAUUUCUGCUCGGGAACACUUUGUGUUUACAGAUACUGAUGGACAAGUUUAUCACUUGACAGUAGAAGGGAAUACUGUCAAAGACAGUGCAAGAAUUCCUCCUGAUGGAAGCAUGGGCAGCAUAACAUGCAUCGCGUGGAAAGGAGAUAUCUUGGUCCUGGGAGAUGUUGAUGGAAAUUUGAACUUUUGGGACUUAAAAGCCAGAGUAUCGAGGGGCAUCCCCACACACCGAGGCUGGGUGAGGAAGAUACGCUUCGCCCCUGGAAAAGGAAACCAAAAGCUAAUAGCAAUGUAUAAUGAUGGAGCUGAAGUUUGGGACACAAAGGAGGUACAGAUGGUGAACAGCUUAAGAACUGGAAGAAAUGUCUAUUUUAGAGUACUUGAUGUUGACUGGUGUACCUCUGAUAAAGUGAUCUUGGCAUCAGAUGAUGGCUGCAUCAGAGUGCUAGAGAUGACAAUGAAAUCAGCAUGUUUUAGAAUGGAUGAGCAAGAGUUAACAGAACCUGUGUGGUGCCCAUAUCUACUUGUUCCGAGAGCUUCCUUAGCACUGAAAGCAUUUUUGCUACACCAACCAUGGAACAAUAAAUACUCUCUCGAUAUUUCACAUAUAAAUUAUCCAGAGAAUGAAAAUGUUAAAAAUCUGCUACAGGAACAGUUGCACUCACUGUCAAAUGACAUCAAGAAACUUUUGCUUGAUCCAGAGUUCACCCUCUUGCAACGAUGUCUAUUGGUUUCAAGGCUGUAUGGAGAUGAAUCUGAACUGCAUUUCUGGACUGCUGCUGCCCAUUAUUUGCAUACUUUUUCCCGGAGGAAACCAUUAACUGUAAAAGCAGAAGACACACUGAUUCCUCAAGGAAAAUGGAUCAGUCCACUAGAUAUAUGUUAUGAUAUACUGUGUGAAAACUCCUAUUUCCAGAAAUUCCAGCUUGAAAGGGUCAAUCUCCAAGAAGUUAAGCGAUCAAAUUACGACCACACCAAAAAGUGCACUGACCAGCUGCUGCUUUUGGGCCAGACUGAUAGAGCUGUGCAGUUGCUUUUGGAGACAAGUGCUGAGAAUCCCUAUUACUACUGUGAUUCCUUAAAGGCAUGUCUGGUCACAACAGUCACUUCCUCAGGUCCUUCCCAAAGUACCAUUAAAUUGGUAGCGACCAACAUGAUUGCAAAUGGAAAGCUAGCAGAGGGGGUCCAGUUACUGUGCUUAAUAGAUAAAGCUGCUGAUGCCUGUCGUUACCUGCAGACCUACGGUGAAUGGAAUCGAGCAGCAUGGCUUGCAAAAGUUCGUCUGAAUCCAGAGGAGUGUGCUGAUGUAUUCAAGCGUUGGGUUGAUCACCUUUGUUCUCCGCAAAUCAAUCAGAAAUCCAAGGCCAUCCUUGUCCUCCUUUCCCUGGGUUGCUUCAUGAGAGUUGCAGAGAUGUUGCACAGCAUGAGGUAUUUUGACAGGGCAGCCUUGUUUGUUGAAGCUUGUCUCAACUAUGGCACAAUUGAAGUCAACGAAGAUGCAAAAAAACUCAUCCAUGCAAUAUUUGCAGACUAUGCCAGAAGCCUGAAGACUCUGGGGUUUAAACAGGCUGCUACUUUAUUUGCCUCAAAAGCGGGACCAGCUGGUAAAGAUCUAUUGAAUGAACUUGAACAGCUGAAAGAAGAAGAAUGACAGCUCUUAAGCGAACCACUAAAAACUGAGAUUUCCCAUCGGAUGUAGUCAUCAGUGAAGUAACUCUUUUAAAAGACAAUGAAGGGGACUUCUUUAUGGUGAAAAAUACAGUUUGGUCACAGUAGAAAUUGGAAAUGCUGAAUGUCAUGUGUGGGCAGACUUUUCUCCUAAUUUGUAGAGAUAAUGAGUUAAAGGAAAAUGUCUGCAUUUCUCUUAAACAAAAUUUAAGUGCUCUUAAGAGCUUUUAGCUACUUAAGGUAAAGAAAUGAUUCAUCUUCUGGUGUCUUUGAAUGAAAAGUACACAGCCAGGAGCAGUCCAACAUUUUGCAACCCCCAAGCACCCAUAUCACAUGAUCUGACAUUUCCAACAGAAUCUCUUGCAAUGAUGCAGAUGAUAUUGGGACUCAGUCCUGCACUGUAGCAUCCUCUAUGGCUUUGUGAAAGGGAACAUACAUUUCAGUUUGUACGCUGCUUCACUCCUGCUAAAUAUAUCACUGCUCCAAGCAACAUCUAAGCAGCUUGCUCACUUGAUACUGGAGAUGACCUGGUAUUUCAUCUCAAAGUGAGCAUCUUCAAAAAGGGGGAGACUCUUUCACCCAAAAGCUAAGCACCCGGGAGCUAUGCAAUUCCCAGAGCUUGUCUGACCAUUCUUCCUUACCAGUUGAGGAAAAGCUUGGAUAGGAUUCCCUUUUAAAGCAUGAUCUCUGUGUAUGUCUUCCUUCACCCCCUCCCCAAGCCCACAUGACUAGUAAGCCCUGCUGUGGGCUUGCUUGCAGCCACUUGGAUGAGAAAAUGUGUAAUGGGAUCCUGCCUGAGCGUUAGCACCUUGUUGGGAUGCUUCCCAAGCAUUGCCAGACAAGCUCUGGAAUUUCCAAAGUUCUUGCUGUGAAGGAGUUUGGAGGCCUUCAGAGCCAGCAUUUGAUACGCUUCCUACUCGUGUCAAGGAGCCAGGCAAGAUACAUAAAUGAAAUUUCACGUGGACUUGAAUAAAAAACAUGAACCCUGCUGGAUCAGACCAAAGACCUACCAUCUAGCCCAGCAUUCUGUUUUCCACAGUGGUCAACCAGAUGCCUAUGGGAAGCCCACAAGCAGGGCAUGAGUGGAAAAGUCCAUUUCAUGGUGGAUGUUUAUGCAGAAGUCUGAUUCUGGAGGUUGUAAAUGGUUAUCGUGACUCCUGGUCAUGGUAGCUUUACCCACCUUUUGUCUGAUCCUCCUUUAAAGCUGCUCAUUUUACAAACGAAACUGAAAAUGAGAGUAUGCCCUCAUGUACCUUUUACUGAGCUCUCUUGGCUAUUUUAAAUGAACCUAUAACCCUAACCUAUUUUAAAUGAAACCAAGGUUAAACUUCUGCCAGUUGCAUAAUAUAGUUUUCUGUUUGGAACUGGGACGGGGGCCCAUUUUCAGAGCCACAUUUCCCUGUGGGGACAGCCUUGUGGGGCCUGCGUGCCAGUGGUUGGUGGGGCCCAACGCCAUAGUAGGUGGAGCAACAGAUAAAAUUCUCACCUUCUGUAGUGCAGUCUACAUUGCAGCCGUGUGAAAGCCCCACUCAAACUAUUCUGUCCUUGAUCCUACAUUUAGGCAAGCAAGAAACAUUAUCAAAGUUCAAGGGCUCUUUUUUCAAAGUUUUUUUUAUACAGUCAAACUGUAUAAAUUUUAUUAAAUAAAUUCCCACCAGACAAAUCCACCCAAGGUAGCAGGCCAGUGAGGGCCUUGGCCUAAGGAAAGCUCUUAGGGCCAGAGAGGCUUAGAGGGACAUAUUCGUCCUACAGCUUGUAGGUUCUCUCUCCCUGGUUUAGGAAGAAAAGCACAGUUCUAUUAUUCUAAUUCUUUAUUUUUCCUUUUGUAUUUUUGGCAUUAUCUGUGUGUUUAAUUGCACGCUCAAAUACAUUCUGAUCACGGCCUGGUCUCUUUGUGUCAAGGCUGCCAUCCCAUUCUGUAUACAUUAAAGCUUUAUUAAUGAAAAAUAA
Molecule: messenger RNA, 5707 nt
Organism: Lacerta agilis (Sand lizard)
Lineage: Eukaryota; Metazoa; Chordata; Lepidosauria; Squamata; Lacertidae
Gene: WDR11
Product: WD repeat domain 11
Exons: 29
Coding region: 75-3740 (1221 amino acids)
Cellular component (GO): cytoplasm
Molecular function (GO): protein binding
Source: RefSeq, a predicted model, not a curated record